Molecule: messenger RNA, 4860 nt
Organism: Anneissia japonica
Lineage: Eukaryota; Metazoa; Echinodermata; Crinoidea; Comatulida; Comatulidae
Product: basigin-like
Exons: 5
Coding region: 94-930 (278 amino acids)
Source: RefSeq, a predicted model, not a curated record
AUUUGAGUGUAUAGAUUGCAGGUUGCUAGUUGUAUGCUAACAUACCGGUACUUACUGUAACUGUUGUUUCAAAUACUUCCUACAGACUACAACAUGUUAACCUCAAGGAUAAUAUUAGAUUUUUUCCUUUUAAUAUGUCUUUUUAGUGUAUUUGUUCUUGGGUCUUCUGAAGAAGCUCCCUACCUGCUUAUGACCCCUAGUGGGAACCAGUUUAUCAAAAAUGGUAAAGAUAUUAACGUGGAAUGUAAAGUGAUGAAUACAACAUCACCAUAUGAUAUAACUUGGUAUAAGAACAAUCAACCACUACAAACACAAGGACAUUAUAUCAUCCAAGGAAACAAAUUCUCAAUUCGGUCGCCUGGUAGCAAACAAGUUGGAACAUAUUCCUGCGAAGCAAUUGUGGAAACUAUUGAUGGAUCAGUAAUGCUGGAACGCUCUAUAACAUAUGGAGAACCGAUUCACAUCGAAGCCAUGGACACCAUCAGAUACAGCAAGGGAGAAAUUGCACACAUAGUGUGUACAGCAACGUCGAGCCCUCUACCAGUAGUCACAUGGUCUAUAAAUAACAUGAACGUUUCAGUUGCUAUAGACAGUGGAAACACAAGUCACUACCAGCAAGUUGGGCGUAACGAUGGACCUCAUGGCUGGAAGUCAACUCUAAGAGUGUUGGACCUCUCAUAUUCUGACACUGGCGUCUAUAAUUGUACUGCCUUCAAUGGGAUCCACCAAGAGCACAAGGCAAUUCGCGUCACAGUACAAGAUCGCAUGGCUGCUGUCUAUCCUUUCUUGGGCAUUGUUACUGAGUGUACAAUCCUAAUUAUUGUGAUCCUGAUUCAGGAGAAAUGUAGUGAAGACAGUUAUGACGAAUGUGAUGCAUUAAACAAGAACGACGAAAAAGCUGAACUUUUAGAAAAAGGAAACUUAAAAUAAAUCAAAAGUAUAUCAAUCCUGUAAGAAUUAUUUUGAAAGUUAUGGCAAUAAAUUGCAAUAUAUUAUUUCUAGACAUGAAAACUAAUUAGUUUCCAUUUACUGUGAAAGUCAACAUAGUCUUGUUUAUUCGUUUUCAUGUUACUGUGAAAGACAAACUUAAAGAAGUUUCGUAGGAGGUUUGUUGCUUUUAGUCUGAAAAAAAUCCUAAUAGAUUCUCGUAAUUUCUUCUUUUAUAAAUUGUAUUAACUCUAAAAUCCUUCGCUUCGCACAGUUUUUUUUUUAUAACAACAACUAUAGGUAGGUUUUUCUUUUUUAAUCAAGUACAUUAAAUUUGAUGAGGGGAUGAAAUUCCACAAAUCCCACCUCAGUCACACGUCGGGAACAUAUGCAAAUUAGCUAAAAUAUGCAAAUUAGGUUGAAAUAGGGUUCUCAUAUCUUGGCAGUCGCAGAGAGUUGCUUCCUGUUAAUUAUGCAAAUUAAGGAAGAAAAUAUGAGGUACCAUAUCUUCGCAACCGCUGGUCGAAGGGAGUUUCUUUUUCAAAUUAUCCGGAACAUGUAUGUUUCUAUCCGCUCUAAUAGAAAAUUUGCUAAUUUUCUAAGGAAGAAAAUAUGAGGUACCAUAUCUUCGCAACCGCUGGUCACAGGGAGUUUCUUUUUCAAAUUAUCCGGAACAUGUAUGUUUCUAUCCGCUCUAAUAGAAAAUUUGCCAUAAAAAUUACCGGAAAUGCUACAACUCACCUUUGACCUUAUAUUCACUGAAUUCGCAUAUUUCUGUGACUAUUGUCAGUAGAAACAUGCAUGCUUUUCAUUAUAUGAAUAAAAGGGAUGAAAUUCCACAAGUUACACCUCUGUCACACGUCAGGAGCAUUAAACAAAUUAACUAUGUUAAUUAGGUGUGAAAUUAGGGGUCCUGUAUCUUGGCAACAGCAAAUAACAGACGUGCUAAAACUGAUCUUUGACCCUAUAUUCACAGAAUUUGCAUACUGUAUAUCUCUGAGACUAAUGUCUGUAGAAACCUAAUGUAUUGUUGAAUUUAUUCAAAUUCAUGUUUCUUUCAUUUUAUUAAAGAGGAUUAAUAUCUUAAACAUUAUCCUUGUCACAUGUCCCGUUUUUGUAUAUAAAAUGUACGUCCUGAGCUUAAUUAUGCCAGUUAGAGAUGAAAAUAUAGGGUUCUCAUAUCUUGAAAACUGCUGGUGUCAAGUAGUUGCUUUCUUUUUUUAGCAUUUUAGAAGGUGCAUGUUUCAAUUUGCUUCAGUGUAUGUAUGCACCAGUAUAUAAUUCAGGUUUUGAUUCACUGUACAGUAUAUAAUAUGGGAUGAAAGUCUAGAAAUCAUACCUUGGCCACUUGCACUCUUUAUAUGUAGUUUUACCUAAAUAUGCAAAUUAAAAGCAGAAAUCGUUGCUUUCCUUUUUUGCAAUUGUUCAGAGCAGCAUGGAGAAAUGCAAUAUUUGAUCAUUUUGGAAUAUAUUUAUUAUUCUCAAAAUAAUUAUCAAAUAAUUAUUUUUCUGAAAAUAUUAUUUGAUGUUCCCUGUAAUAAGACUACCAACGCCCUCGUUUAUAACCAGCUCCUCGCUCUACAUUUUCGUGUAACUCCAUGACUACUUGACAUUGGUUUCAAAUUAAUUAGAAAGUAUGCCUAUAAUUUAUAUAAUAUAUUUUUAAACUAGAAAAGUUAUCACGUAAAAUUAUCAGAACUCAAACAUAAUAUGACCCAUGUUUCCCAUAACUACCGAUCAUCCUAAGUUUAAAAAUCUGUUGAAUAUUAAAAUCUGCGGUAGAUGGUUUAACUUUAAAUUUAUGUAAUAUGAAACAAUGAUUUAUAAGUGUAUUUUAAUGAUCAGUAUAUUUUAACUUGAAAGUUAUUAUGUAAUACAAAAAGGCUUGCUUGUGAAGAACGCACUGCAAACACCUGAUCAAGCUCUUUCAUCGACUUCUCGCGAAAGCCUUUUUCAGAAAAAAUGUUAUUACAUUUAUCAUUAAUGACUAUAUCUUCACAUAAAAAUUUUAUGUGACCAGGAUGAAGACCGAUCUCUAUGGGUAAUGUAAGGUCAAAGCUCCAUUGCAGCAUUUUCAAUUUUAAUUUGUAUAUUUUAGAGCGAAUUUGGAUAUGAAUAGUGCAUUUGAUUAUAAUGUGAUUAUAGAUUUCUAUCCUUGUUAUUAUUAUAUUUUUAAAAAAAACAUUGAAUAAUUUGACAUAAGUCGCAGAGACGCAAUCAGUAAAUAUCAGGUCAAAGGUGAAUUCUAUCAUUUGGUGAAGAGUUUCUACUAGAGCCAAUAAAACAUACAUAUUUCGUACAAUUUAAAAAAGAAAGCAACUCCCUGUGACCAGCUAUUGUCAAGAUAUAGGAACCUUUUUCAUUCCUAAUUUGCAUAUUUUAAAGCUCAUUUGCAUAUGAACAGUACAUGUGACCAUGGUGUGAUUAUAGAUUUCCAUCUCUUCUAUUUGAAAAGAAACAUGUGUUUAAAUAAUUUAAGACCUAAAUCAAGAUUCUACGGAAAGUAGUCACAGAGAUAUGCAAAUUUGGUGAUUAUAAGGUCAAAGGUCAAUUUUAGCAUUUCCGUUCAUUUUUGUGGCAAAUGUUCCAUUACAGCAAAUAGAAAUAUGCAUAUUCCGUACAAUCUGAAAAAGAAAGCAACUCUAAGUGACUUGCCAAAAUAUGAGAACCUUUUAUUUUCUAAUUUGCAUGUUUUAGAGCUAAUUUGCAUAUGAACAGUACAUUUGACCAUAGUGUGAUUAUAAAUGUUCAUCCCUUUUAUUUAUAUAAUGCAAAUAAAGAUAAAUUUGAAUGAUUUGAGACCCAAAAAUUUUUUUAUGUACAUUAGCGACAGAGAUAUGCAAAUUCAAUGAAUAUAUGGUCACAGGUCAAUUGUAGUAUUUCCGUUCAUUUUAUGGGCAAAUAUUCCAUUAGAGCAAAUAGAAACAUGCAUAAUUUGAAAAAGAAAGCAACUCUCUGCGACCAUCGGUUGCCAAGAUAUGAGACUCAUAUAUUUUCAACCUAAUUUGCAUAUUUUAGCUAAUAUGCAUAUGUUCCCGAUGUGUGAGCGAUUUGUGAUUUGUGGAAUUUCAUCCCCUCAUCAUAUGUACUUGAUUAAAAAAGAAAAACCUUUGUAUGCAUUUGUUUGACUUUUGGCUAUUUUUUUUAGCUAGAUUGCCUAGCCUAAAAUAGUACUUUCAAAAUACAAAUUUUUAUCCCGAAAAGCCUACAUGUACUUAAUGUAAAAUAUAAAGUGUCUUGCCUAAGGAAACACAUUUAAUGGAUCUUGGUAGGAUAUAUUUUUACAAGUGCUAUUAGUGGCGUAUCUAGGUGAGGCUAAAGAAACUAGCUCCCUCAGCUGUCGCUCCCCUCCCCCCACCACCAUUACAAUAGAUUGAAGCAAGCUCAAGUAGUUAAAAACACCUCAUAUCACCAUAUUUUGCGAUGUGACACCCUCUCACUUAUAUCAUCUUCGCACCCUCCUCAGCUCAACAUUUUAAGACUUAGAUAUGCCACUGAGUGGUAGAGAAUAUUCAUUCCCAUAGAUAAUGGCUAGAAUACAUAAUAAUACAUAAAUCUCACUACUGCAUAUACUAACUGUAAAUAAAACUGUAUUUCUCUUUUAUUUAAGAACAUUGGCCAUAUGUGAAUCUAGUUACCUUCAAUUGAAGGCACAGAAUUUUAAAAAUAUCUUACUGCAAUUAUUUGUCUUUUUUAAGUAGGCUAACGUCUGAAAGGGGGUUGUCACAGACGCAAAGUUAUAAUGGUAGUAUUGAUUUGAUAUAACAUAGAUACAUAAUCAAAUUAACAUUUUUGCUGUUUGUAAUUUUCAUGUCUGGAAAAUGACAUGCUGUAAAUUAAGUUUGAUAUAUUUACAUAUAUUUUGGUGUAUGACUAUUCUAAUUCUAAGGAAAUGUGUGAUUACGUUGGAAAUAAAAAUAAUCUGGGAUUUCA